AUGAAACUGUUGUUUUCCUCUCGUAUCUAUAAUGUUUUUGCUUGUCGAAGGCAUCGUGAACAAGAAUCGACUAAAGCACUGUUGUUGCAUCGUUCAUUGCAAAGAAAUUAUUAUGAAAUACUGGGCAUUAGUCAAGACGCCACCCUUGCUCAGUUAAAAAGCGCAUAUUAUCGAAAGUCGAAAGAACUACAUCCAGACAAUGCAUCGGAUUUAGAUGAAGCCGAAGCAGCCCGACGGCAGAAAGAAUUUGUAGAACUGAAUAAGGCCUACGAAACACUUCGGCGCGCUUCUACACGGAAAGAAUAUGAUGCUGUUUUGGGAGAAGAGUACAAUCACAUCCAUAUCAACGUUCACAAUUACGGAAGAAAUGCUACUGAAUGGCACCAGUUUAGAUUCUUAUUUACUCGCCAAAAGGUGUUUCCGCACAAUGCUUUCCCGAAUCAUGAUGCAAUGAGUAUGAAAAAGCAUGGAAUUAAUUAUGAUACUGUUGACAAUGCGGGAUAUAUUCUUCCGUAUCACAAGAAAUUUUAUUCACCUAGCAAAGCAACGCCAACUGAGGGGAUUGGAAUUGAAAGUAAUGAGGAAGUUGCGAAACGGUGGCUAGAGGCUAUCGACAGUCAUGAGAGCUGA
This is a messenger RNA of Enterobius vermicularis (human pinworm), 630 nucleotides long. The record is from the annotation of a GenBank genome assembly. Lineage: Eukaryota; Metazoa; Nematoda; Chromadorea; Rhabditida; Oxyuridae.